This is a messenger RNA of Lachancea sp. 'fantastica', 633 nucleotides long. NCBI's taxonomy places the organism in Eukaryota, Fungi, Ascomycota, Saccharomycetes, Saccharomycetales, Saccharomycetaceae. The record is from the annotation of a GenBank genome assembly.
AUGCUGAAAAGGCUGUCAUCCCGUCUAUAUGUGCCAUUGGGACGUCACUGGUAUAGUACGCCUCCUACAUAUUUCGCAGGCUCCACACCACGACCCGUAGUCUCUUCAGUACCGACUUCAGUACCUACUUCAGUACCUAAUUCAGUACCUACUUCAAUAGCUACUUCACCUACAAAUGCGGGAAAUCAUGUUCAAAAUCCUCCGCGCAAGUAUCUGCUGGAACUGGCUACUGUCAUUUCCGUAUUGGCAAUGUCAUUGCUAGCGUUCGACAGUUAUCGUGUGAGAUUGAAAUUAGAAGCGAAGCUCGAGCAAGACGCCGAACAGUUUAAACAAACGCAGGAUUUGGUGACCAAAGAGUUUAACGCAAACCGCAAGAAACGGGAGCUGCAAAUCUUGAACGAGCGCAAGCGUGUUCAAACACGCGAGUUGAAAGUCGCAUUGCACGUUGCGUUGCUUCGCAAGCAGCUCGAAGACUUGGGAAUACAGCCGGCGUCAGUGAAACAAGCACUGCAGGAGUUUGAAAAAAAUGCCAAAAUGGAAAAUAGCGCAAGCAAUGUCAGCGGGACCCGACUCUGGGUCACCGAAAACAGCUGCUAUAAAGGGUACAUUUCAGACGUCCGAGAGUACGAUUGA